AUGAAGGUGUGAGAGAUGAAUUACUUGCACUUCCUCGAGUAGCGCCUAUUGCACAUUUAAUAGACGUUGUAGGAGUUCACUUAUCCUUGAAUGAACUAAAACACAAGUUUACAAAUAUACUUCGUGUUAGCAAAGAGCAUAAUCCAGUGUUUGUUGGUGUUUACAUUGAUAUAGAACGGAAUAAUGUCGUUAUAACUUUAUAUGAUGAACUCAAUGGACAUAAUGCUGAGUAUAUAGUGGAUGUCAGACGAUUUAACCCAAUUUUUGAUCGUCAGAAUUUACAUAAUCACCAUCAAAAUUUGCAUAAUGAACGUUCCAAUUCACAUAUUAUAAAACGUCAACCUCCUUUGAUACAUUCUCUUCUCGUAGCUGGUGAUGGCUUAUUGAAUUUAAAUAAUUUAAAUAGACACUUUACAUGUUCACUAGGCUUUUUAGCAAGAACGAGGCCAACAAAUGAAGAUGUCUUUGUAACCUCAGGACUUUGUUUUCGGCCUAAUCAAAAUUAUCAUCUUCUACCGUGGACUUCACAUGUUGAGCACGAUGUUAUCGGAAGAAUGACAAGAAUGGGACGACUUACAAGAGAACUCGAUUUUGGCAUCCUCAGUAUAGAUAAUCCCAUUUACAUUCCAAUGCCGUCUAUAAGACAUACUGAAUCUAUUUAUAAUGCUCAGCUCCCUAUUAGAGGAGGGCCAGUAUUUACUUAUCUUAUGAACGUAAAUGACGGUGAUUUACGGACUUCUAGAGCGAAUCUAAAAGGUAUAAUCACAGGAGGUGUAGGGAAUUUUGCUUUUGUUACAAAAUUAGAAAGAAUUCGUGCAGAGGCAAAUUUAAGUAUCGUUACUUCUCUAGUCAAAGUCAGUAUCGCCAAAUUUUUUCAAAUUUUACAAUGUAAAUUUCUUAAUUUACAUCAGUAUAUGAAACACGGGUGUAAUUUGUAG
This is a messenger RNA of Racocetra persica, 938 nucleotides long. NCBI's taxonomy places the organism in Eukaryota, Fungi, Glomeromycota, Glomeromycetes, Diversisporales, Gigasporaceae. The record is from the annotation of a GenBank genome assembly.